GACGACGAGCAAGUCACCGUGCGAGACGACUUGACGCGUUUGUACGGCGUCUUGCCCGCGGACGUUCGGGACGCGGUGAAGAAUCAUCCGGAACGGAAACAUCUGUUGGAGGUGGUGUUGGAUCUCGGUCGAGCGCCCGAGGCGAGAUUUCUGGGGGAAAUUGGGUCGAUGUUCCUGCGCGAGGCGCCAGUGGUGGAAGCUGAGCUCGUCGCGGCGGCGAAGGCGGUGGGGGAGUUUGGUGGGGAUAACCGAGCGGGCAUCGAAGGCACGUUACAUCGCAUUUCGUGCAUUCGAAACAGGCGUGGUCACAUCGUCGGCAUGACGUGUCGCGUUGGACGAGCUGUGACGGGGCAUAUCGAUAUGAUUCGAGAUAUUUUACCGAGCGGCGAGAGCGUGUUGUUUUUGGGACGUCCGGGUGUCGGAAAGACGACGGUCAUCCGCGAAAUGGCGCGUGUGUUGAGCGAUGAGCUCAAAAAACGCGUGGUGAUCAUCGACACCAGCAACGAGAUCGGCGGUGAUGGCGACAUCCCGCACCCCGCCAUCGGGGGCGCGCGGCGAAUGCAAGUUCCGGAUCCGUCCAUGCAACACCGCGUCAUGAUCGAAGCCGUGGAGAAUCACAUGCCCGAGGUGAUCAUCGUCGAUGAAAUCGGUACCGAAGCCGAAGCGCUGGCGUGUCGAACGAUCGCCGAGCGUGGUGUUCAGCUCAUUGGUACCGCGCACGGGCAGUUGCUGGAGAACUUGAUCAAGAACCCGACGCUGACCGAUUUGGUCGGCGGCGUCCAGACUGUCACGCUCGGCGACGACGAAGCGCGCGCGAGAGGGUGCCAAAAGUCCAUCCUCGAGCGUCAAGGUCCGCCGACGUUUCCAAUUUUGAUCGAAAUGCACGAACGCAACAUGUGGGUCGCGCACAACGUCGCUGAAAGCGUCGAUGAAGUGCUCAGCGGGGCGCGACCAGUCGUGCAGCUUCGCACUCGCGAUGGCGAAGGCGAAGUGACGGUGCAUCGC
Ostreococcus lucimarinus CCE9901 is the source of this 1005-nucleotide messenger RNA. RefSeq lists its product with no specific name. The transcript has a single exon. The record is from RefSeq and is a predicted model, not a curated record. Gene Ontology annotation, molecular function: ATP hydrolysis activity. The annotation marks the transcript as partial. Lineage: Eukaryota; Viridiplantae; Chlorophyta; Mamiellophyceae; Mamiellales; Bathycoccaceae.